This is a messenger RNA of Ornithorhynchus anatinus (platypus), 1672 nucleotides long. RefSeq names its product ribitol xylosyltransferase 1 (gene RXYLT1). The record is from RefSeq and is a predicted model, not a curated record. Lineage: Eukaryota; Metazoa; Chordata; Mammalia; Monotremata; Ornithorhynchidae. The coding region runs from base 56 to 1405 and encodes 449 amino acids. Gene Ontology annotation, biological process: protein O-linked glycosylation via mannose. Gene Ontology annotation, molecular function: ribitol beta-1,4-xylosyltransferase activity. Gene Ontology annotation, cellular component: Golgi apparatus. The transcript is spliced from 6 exons.
CCGGGCCGGGCCGGGCGGCAGCGCGGAGGGAAGGCGGGUGGGUGUGUCGUGCGGGAUGCGCGGGUGGCGGGGCCGGUGGGUGCGCGCGGGGCUGGGCCUGUACGGGCUGCUGUCGCUCUACGCCGCCUACAGCCUCUUCUUCGCCAACCCCGGGCCCCGCAGGGCGCCGCGGGACCGGACCCGGACACCGCCCCGCACCCGGACCCCCAUCCGGACUCACCCAGACUAUGCUUCUCUGACAAGUGAUGAAUGGAAUCCUUGGGAAGGAGAUGAAAAACUGGAGCAGAUCGCUUCCCAACACAGAUAUGAAAGUAACCUUCAGAGGCUAAAAGAUCAGAAAUUUCAGGAUGAACCAGCGGACCUCAGGGUGCAGAUAUGGGGCAAAGCUGCAAUUGGUCUUUAUCUGUGGCAACAUAUCUUUGAAGGCCCGCUAGAACCUACCGAUGUCAAAGCUCAGUGGAGAGAAGGCAAUUUGAAGGCAGGAAGAACACACUUCAGUUUCAUCACGGGUCCUGCUGUAGCCCCAGGUUACUUUUCUGUGGAAGUGGAGAACGUGGUCCUGGUUUUAAAUGGCCGAGAAGAAACGAAGAUCUCCUUUGCCACCCAGUGGCUGUUGUACAUAAAGACGUUGAUCCAAGCUCAGAAGCUGCAGCACGUUGCGGUCGUAUUACUUGGAAACGAACAGUGCAAUAAUGACUGGAUUAGUCCAUACCUCAGAAGCCAUGGAGGGUUUGUGGAUCUGCUCUUCAUAACGUAUGACAACCCCUGGGUUAAUGACCAAGAUGUUUUCCAGUGGCCCUUAGGAGUAGCAACUUACAGAAAUUUUCCAGUGGUGGAUCCCAGUUGGUCAAUGCUACAUGAGGAACGAUCAUAUUUAUGUAAUUUCUUGGGAACCCUUUAUGCAAAUUCAUCCAGAGAGAGUUUAAUGGAAAUUCUGAAACAUGAUGGAAAUGAUAAACGUUGUUGGGUUACUGGCAGACAACAGUGGCAGCCUCAAGAAACAAAUGAAAGUUUUCAAAACUAUCAAGACGCACUACUUCAGAGUGACCUCACGUUGUGCCCUGUGGGAGUGAAUACCGAGUGCUACCGAGUGUACGAAGCCUGCUCCUAUGCUUCGGUGCCCGUCAUAGAAGACGUCAUGACCCCGGGAAAUUGUGGAAAUACAUCUUCGUCCCAAAGGGCUCCGCUGCAAUUACUUAAGACCAUGGGGGCUCCGUUCAUCUUUAUUAAAAACUGGAAAGAACUGCCUGCUGUUUUAGAGAGAGAAAAAAAGAUGAGUUUGCAAGAAAAGAUUCAGAGGAGAAAAAAGCUGAUUGGAUGGUAUCAGCAUUUCAGAGCACAGCUGAAACUGAAAUUUAUUAAUGCCUUGGAAAACUCAUUUUUGGCAAAGGAGAACAGAGGUUAAUGAUUAAUCGUCCACUUGUGAAGCUUUCAGAUUUGAGUGAACACUGCGUGCGUGUGUCUUUGUAUGUGGGGGGUGGGUUGGGAAGUUAAAGCGUUUGUGCAUCCUAAGCUAUAUUCAAAUUUCAGGGGGCUUCUGUCUCAAUUGAAUGAGGUAGACCCCUGACCUUUAGCACCAUAGCUUGGUUGGUUACCCAUCUACCUUAUUUAUGACUCUUAAAUCAUGCCAUUGUAAGAUUUAGUAAAAUCAGUUUUCCUUUAGGCUCCAGAA